Molecule: messenger RNA, 831 nt
Organism: Dromaius novaehollandiae (emu)
Lineage: Eukaryota; Metazoa; Chordata; Aves; Casuariiformes; Dromaiidae
Gene: RPS9
Product: ribosomal protein S9
Exons: 5
Coding region: 114-746 (210 amino acids)
Biological process (GO): ribosomal small subunit biogenesis; translation
Cellular component (GO): cytosolic small ribosomal subunit
Molecular function (GO): rRNA binding; structural constituent of ribosome
Source: RefSeq, a predicted model, not a curated record
CUGCGCCCGCGGUGGGCGGGGCCCUGCCGGGCGCCCCUAUAUAAAGCGCCGCUGGCGGCCGCCCUCCUCCUUUCGCGGCGCCGCCGGGGCAGCGAGCCCCCCCCUCGGCCGCCAUGCCGGUCGCCCGGAGCUGGGUCUGCCGCAAGACCUACGUCACCCCCCGGCGCCCCUUCGAGAAGUCCCGCCUCGACCAGGAGCUGAAGCUCAUCGGCGAGUACGGGCUGCGGAACAAGCGGGAGGUGUGGCGGGUGAAGUUCACCCUGGCCAAGAUCCGCAAAGCGGCCCGGGAGCUGCUGACGCUGGACGAGAAGGACCCGCGGCGGCUCUUCGAGGGCAACGCGCUGCUGCGGCGGCUGGUGCGCAUCGGGGUGCUGGACGAGGGCAAGAUGAAGCUCGACUACAUCCUGGGGCUGAAGAUCGAGGACUUUCUGGAGCGGCGGCUGCAGACGCAGGUCUUCAAGCUGGGCCUGGCCAAGUCCAUCCACCACGCGCGGGUGCUCAUCCGCCAGCGGCACAUCCGGGUGCGGAAGCAGGUGGUGAACAUCCCGUCGUUCAUCGUGCGCCUCGACUCGCAGAAGCACAUCGACUUCUCGCUGCGCUCGCCCCGUUUUGGGGCCGUUUUUGGCCAUUUUGGGGCGUUUUGGGAGCGUUUUUGGCCAUUUUGGGGCGGUUUUGGGCGUUUUUGGCCAUUUUGGGGUGCUUCGAGGCUGUUUUGGGGCGUUUUUGGCCGUUUUGGUGACUUUUGAGGCCCCGCAGGGUGCGGAAGCAGGUGGUGAACAUCCCGUCGUUCAUCGUGCGCCUCGACUCGCAGAAGCACAUCGACUUCUCGCU